Planococcus citri (citrus mealybug) is the source of this 3224-nucleotide messenger RNA. RefSeq names its product lymphoid-specific helicase-like. Lineage: Eukaryota; Metazoa; Arthropoda; Insecta; Hemiptera; Pseudococcidae. Gene Ontology annotation, biological process: pericentric heterochromatin formation; lymphocyte proliferation; negative regulation of gene expression via chromosomal CpG island methylation. The record is from RefSeq and is a predicted model, not a curated record. The transcript is spliced from 2 exons. Gene Ontology annotation, cellular component: pericentric heterochromatin; nucleus. Gene Ontology annotation, molecular function: ATP-dependent chromatin remodeler activity; ATP binding; chromatin binding. Bases 223 to 2733 code for a protein of 836 amino acids.
UCAAAAGUGUCAAACGAAUUUUCAAGUUUUCCGCGCGAACUGGUUGUGGUUGUUCACUGUUCACUUGUUCAGAAAUUAGUUUUAUUCUUUCAUCUUCGGGGUAUAAUUAUUUUCGAGCAAGUUCCUCGAUUUCUCUGAUUGUAUCGUGCUACUAUUAGAAGUGUGUUUUAUGCAGUAUAAUUGAUUAAACAACUACUUUUAUCUCUCAGAAAAUUUUUCACUAUGGUGGUAGAAACGAGCCAGGAAUCUCAUUCCAACUCUGAGAGUUCGAAAACUGCUCCUUGUAUCUCAUCGGACACGUUGCCCAGUCAGAAUUCGAACGAUUCUUCUGCUGAAGCAAGUACGAUUCCCUGUCAAACGGCUAAUGAAGGUCCCGUGACUGGGUUAACGUCUGAUCAAAGUGCAGCGUCGCCUCAAAAUUUAUCCAGUGAGUGUCCGAGCAGUGAAAGUAAACCUGAUGUUACCGAUGCAGUAACCGUAUCUAAUGUAGAAGAAAAUUCCAACGAUGCACCUAGUACGAGCUCGUCGUCUGUGAAUAAUGAAGAAGUAUCGCUAGAGGAUAACGAAGAUGAGCUUGCGUUGUUACCGAGUGAUGUCGUGGAAGAAGAAAAACGUUGCAUGUUGGAAACCGAACAAGCUCUCUCUGAACUAGCGAAGAAACGCGUUGUAUUACCAGACAAAGAAAAGGAGAAACGUUAUAAACAGUUGAUGACUUUGCUUGGAAAAAGUGGUCAGUACGCGACGUAUAUGUCUAAUAAAUUGAUCAAAGAAAACGAGUUGAAACUAGAAGAAAGCAAAGAAAAUGAGUCCACGCCGAACAAGUCGCUCAAAAGAAAAUCGUCUACCGGUAAGAAGACUCCUGCUAAGAAAAUGAAAAAAAAUGAUUCGGAGCCCAUAGAGGUGGAUUCGGAUGUUCCUAGAGGCCAUUACAGGAAUAAAUUGGGAUUCGUCGUCUCCGAAAGACAGCCCGCUACGCUAUGUGGAGGCGUAAUGAGAGACUACCAACUGGAUGGAUUAGAAUGGUUGGUUACGUUGUUUAAAAACGCAGUGAAUGGCAUUUUAGCCGACGAAAUGGGUCUCGGUAAAACCAUACAAGUAAUCGCGCUGCUGUCUCACUUGAGAGAAAAGGGUAUCUACGGGCCGCAUUUGAUAAUUGCGCCGCUGAGUACCUUGCCGAAUUGGCUUUCAGAAUUCGCCGUAUUCUCCCCCGAUAUUCCAGUGAUGCUGUUUCAUGGAAAUGAUGAAAAGAGAAACGGGCUCAAAAGGAAAUUCGCUAACAUAUACAAAAAUAAGGAAAGAACUAAAAUACCAGUCAUUUUAACUUCUUACGAAAUGCCGUUGAGAGAUAAGAAAUUUUUCACCUCGAUCAGUUGGAGUUGUUCUAUCGUCGACGAAGGACAUCGGUUAAAGAAUUACAAAUCCAUGCUCAGUAUAGAAUUGAGAAAAUACAAAACUGAAAGUCGCUUUAUACUCACCGGUACUCCGUUACAAAAUAAUUUGACCGAAUUGUGGUCGUUGUUAAAUUACCUCAUUCCGGAAAUUUUCGACGAUUUAUCGUUAUUCGAAAGCUUAUUCGAUUUCUCCGAUUUGAACGACGCCGAAAAACGACACCAACUUAUCGAGAAAGAAAAGGAAGAACAAAUCAUAUCAAAGAUUCAUAAAAUUUUAGAACCAUUUCUGUUGAGACGAAUGAAAUGCGACGUGAACAUCGAGUUACCUCGUAAAAAAGAAGUACUAGUGUACGCGCCUUUGUCAACCGAGCAACAAGAACUGUAUAUUGCUACGAUGAACAAAACUUUGAAAGCGAAGAAGGAAAUCGAAGAACCUGAGCUAAUCGUAGAUGGGAAAGUAAAACGACAGUGUACCCAGAAAGAGUUCGCUUACAACGAUUCCUGGGAUUACGACGAAUUUGAAGACUUUUUACGCAACAGGCAAGUCACGCGUGCCUCAGAACAUGUGGUAGUUGAACCGGAUGGCAAGCAGUUUUAUUACAAAAUUACUAUGCAGAAUCGUUGCAUGCAGCUGAGAAAGAUAGUCAAUCAUCCUUACUUGGUCAAAUGCCCUGUCGUGCCUGGUACCAGGGAUAUUAUCGUAGACGAAGAUAUGAUACCGAAAAGUGGCAAACUGUUGGUUUUGGACGCUCUCUUACCCAAAUUAAAAGCUACCGGUCACAAAGUUUUGUUAUUCUCCACGUUCAAAAUUCUACUCGAUAUAAUUGAAGAUUACUCCGUGAUGCGAGAUUACAAGUACGUUCGAUUAGACGGAAACGUUAAAAUUGAAGAUCGUUUAGAAGCCAUCAAACAAUUCAACUCUGAUCCGGAUACGUUCAUUUUUCUAAUAUCGACUCGAGCCGGUGGACUCGGCAUAAAUUUGACUGCAGCUGAUACUGUUAUUAUAUUCGACAGCGAUUGGAAUCCUCAGGUAGAUUUACAAGCUCAGGAUAGAUGUCAUCGUAUCGGUCAAACCAGACCGGUGGUUGUAUACCGUUUAGUCACUUCCGGUACCAUUGAUCAAAGAAUCGUCGAUUUUGCAACCGGUAAACGAAGAUUGGAAAAACUAAUCGUAAAAAAAGGCCACUUCAAGCAGCAGCGUUCAGAUGAAAUCAUUUCAAUCGCCGAAUUACAAGAACUUUUGGAUUCUACUGAUCACAAAAAUGUCGUCUAUCCCAACGGACUUGUUUUGAGCGAUGAUGAAAUCAAUCGCUUAUUAGAUCGCAGUGACUUGAUCGACUAAGUUAAUAUAAUAUCUACUUUUUUCCUCUUCGUAUGGUAUUAUUAAUUUAAAAAUUAUUCGGUAAAAAUAAUAAUAGUACUGUGAUGAUUUUUUUCCACUGUUAUACUCUUAAGAAGAUCCUGUAUCUCUAUUUGUACUUUUUUUAUUUAUGUCCAAAUCAACAUAUUGCAUUUUAUAAAUGGAUACUGGAUUGUUGUGAUACUUGCAUGUGAAAUUGUCUAUUAUAUUUGUCAUCUCUUAUUGUUUCUUUAAAAAUUAAUAUUUAUUCGUAGUUUUUAAAUGAUUCUUUUCGUUUUUUUGUGAAUUUCAAAUUUUGUUUUUCGUAUUUUGUCAUUUUGUCAUCGAUACAUCUUAAAAUGGACAUCUUCAGCUCUGCUGUUUAAUAAUAUUUGUUCUAAGAUCUGUGAGUAAUUAAAAAAAUACACGAUGUAUGAUUGUAUGCAUAUUCAUUUUAGAAUCUGUGUUGAAUAUUUCAAUAAAAAAUUAUGUAA